AUGGAUAUGCCAGGCGGCGCUUCGCUCCGCGCACCAAACAGCUGUAGACAGACAGACCGCGAACCCACUCUCUCGAACCUCCCUCUGGAGAUGAGAGACGCCAUCUACGACCAUGCCGUCACACCUUCACAGUGCACAUGCUGCAGGCUCGUGCGCCUCAACACUAGCGACGGCACACCCCUCGACCACAUCCCCGCAUACAGUGCCAAUCAAACGGCCAGAAAGUUCGAGCUGCCCAACCUUGCACUUGUCAACUCCCAAUUCCAUAAAGAGGUGAUGUGUCACGUCUUCCUCAAGAACAACGUCUACGCCACGGUCUUCAACCUGUCGGAAGAUGUCAAUGCGAUUCUGCGACAGAUCUAUGCUGGCGGCCAAGAGGCCGCGGGAAAGAUCAAGAAACUGUAUUUAUUAUACAGCAAGAAGCAGCACUAUCGCGAAAUCAUGAAGACGCUGGUGCCGCAGCUGGCAGAAGCCGGCGUGCGAACCAAGAAAGACGACGAAGUGGUCGUUGUGAGUCGAAUCAUGCAGUCAAGCAUGGUGCCAGACUAUGAAGGACCUCGAUACUCCCGCAGGGUGGCGCGCUUGCCGGGCUGUCAGUGCGAGUUCUGUAUCUUGCAGUUCUUGCACGAUAUGCGCUGA
This is a messenger RNA of Sphaerulina musiva SO2202, 639 nucleotides long. RefSeq lists its product as uncharacterized. The record is from RefSeq and is a predicted model, not a curated record. Bases 1 to 639 code for a protein of 212 amino acids. The transcript has a single exon. NCBI's taxonomy places the organism in Eukaryota, Fungi, Ascomycota, Dothideomycetes, Mycosphaerellales, Mycosphaerellaceae.